This is a messenger RNA of Astrephomene gubernaculifera, 805 nucleotides long. The record is from the annotation of a GenBank genome assembly. NCBI's taxonomy places the organism in Eukaryota, Viridiplantae, Chlorophyta, Chlorophyceae, Chlamydomonadales, Astrephomenaceae.
UUAUUUAUUGCCUUUGACAUUAACUCUCGCCUUGCCUUCUUUGGUUUCGCCAUCCGCCAUUCUGGACUUUAUUAAGCACGUUCACGAACCGACGAAAACAUACAGGAACAAUAUAUUAGCAUAGUCUGAACUUUUCCUGUCUAUGAUGACCCUGGUCCGGUCCUCUCUGGGCAGCACAGCGUGUCUCGGCAGCCGUGGACGUGUAGUUUUCCGUCGCUACCCCAGCUUGUGCGCAAUUAGACAAUCGCCAUGUCUUCCUCGCUUGGGUCUCCGAUUAUCGCCAGCUUGCUCGUCUGGCAGCGUCCAAGCCCGUCUAUCUCGACCAAUGAUACCUUUGCGUCCAGUGUCUUCAGCGACAUGCCUAUCCCCAAUUACAACAACGGCACCUAGCGCCCUUAUUGGAAGUAGUACAGGAUGGCUGGACAGCCUUCCGCCGGCUUCCGUGCAAUUGCGGAGCAACUUGCGGUCCCAAGCAGCGCGCCCAGCACGUACCUUUCUGCGCACGGCCACAACUGUUCGCAGCGCAUCAGGUGUUGCUGCGCCAACUACAGAUUCGAGCCUGCAGUCGGAAUCCAGUCGAAACCGCAGCUCCGGCGGUGUCUCCUUUUUCGCCACAUGUCAUCCGGGGCUUGAACAGGUGGUGGCCCAGGAGCUAACGGCGUUGGGCUAUUGGGACGUGGAGCCGGGCAGGGCGGGGGUCGCAUUCAGGGGUCGCUCCGUGUCCUCCGGCUACGCGGCCAACAUGUGGCUCCGGAGCGCCAUCCGUGUGCUGGUGCUGCUGGCGGAGGGGCGGCUGGACACGGGG